CCUAAAUAAGGACCUCAUGAUCCUGAAUAUUACACAUACAGCGUCCUCCUGAAGAGGACAGCCACCUCCUGAAUACAACUUGUUACACAUACACAGCAGCAGGAUGUUUCCCUGUUGUUUCUGCAGUGAGGAGCCCGUGACGCCUAGGGGUGACAGGCUAGAGCAGGCGCAAUCAUUGCAGGUUGUGCCGUCAACUGCAAAAGCGGCAGCCGUACGAGGAACGUCAUUGUCAGAUAAUUCUAAAUCACAAGUAGAAGCUGCAACUAUCGCACCAGGUGCAGAAAAUACUAGUAUAGCGGCCGCAGGAGCAGAUGUUACAGCAACUAUAGUGCCAGGAGCAGCAGCACCAGGAGGAACCACAGGCACGAACACUACGGUGACUGUCGGUGCGGUGGAAAAAGGAGUUGUAGAAGAGUCCACAACAACCGCAAGUGCCACAUCUAGUUCGACAGUAGCAGCUGCUGCGAACAAAGUUGAAGAACAAAAAGCACCACCUGCAGCGAAGGAACCACCCCCAGAACCAAAACAAGAUGUCGUAGAACAAGAAAAGGCACCUCCUGCAGCGAAGGAACCACCCCCAGAGCCAAAACAAGAUGUCGUAGAACAAGAAAAGGCACCUCCUGCAGCGAAGGAACCACCCCCAGAACCAAAAGAAGGUGCCAAAACGACCUCAGAGGUUGCUGCCAGUAG
This is a messenger RNA of Amoebophrya sp. A25, 690 nucleotides long. The record is from the annotation of a GenBank genome assembly. Lineage: Eukaryota; Dinophyceae; Syndiniales; Amoebophryaceae.